UUGUUGUCAUUACAUUUUCGUGAGAAAGCAAAAUAUUGAUGAUGAAAAGAGCAGCAACGGUGGUGUUUAUUAUUAUGGUGGAGGUGGCAACCAGCAUGCCAGUAACAAUGGCAAAUGGAUGGUACACAUAUGCUCCCAGUCCUAGCAUUGGAAGGACCCCUCCAUCAAACACUACUGCACCAAAAUGCCCACUUGACGCUUUGAAGCUGGGAGCCUGUGUGGAUUUGCUCAAUGGACUUGCUCAUGUUGUUGUAGGAGAUCCUGUUGCAAACAAGUGUUGCCCUGUGAUUCAAGGAGUUUUGGAAUUAGAGGCAGCACUAUGUUUGUGUACAACAAUUAGGGUUAAGCUUCUCAACCUGAGUGUAGUUCUUCCAAUAGCACUGAGCCUUGUUACUUCCUGUGGAAUGAGUGUUCCUCCUGGAUUCCAAUGCCCUAAUCAGUGAGCUACUGGUUUGAUUUGGUAUGCCAUGGUGGUUGUUGGGUGUUUCCCAUUGUUGCAUUUCAUAUAGUCUGGUUUUAUAUUAUGUGUUAGUGAGAAUAAAGCGGUUAUCCGUUAGUUUUGA
This is a messenger RNA of Cryptomeria japonica (Japanese cedar), 563 nucleotides long. Its product is annotated as 36.4 kDa proline-rich protein. The transcript has a single exon. The record is from RefSeq and is a predicted model, not a curated record. NCBI's taxonomy places the organism in Eukaryota, Viridiplantae, Streptophyta, Pinopsida, Cupressales, Cupressaceae. Bases 39 to 443 code for a protein of 134 amino acids.